Lachancea dasiensis is the source of this 930-nucleotide messenger RNA. The record is from the annotation of a GenBank genome assembly. NCBI's taxonomy places the organism in Eukaryota, Fungi, Ascomycota, Saccharomycetes, Saccharomycetales, Saccharomycetaceae.
AUGGAUAACAAACAAACGUCGCAAUCGAUCCGCUAUCCUGAGCACCCUCAUACGAGCUCAGAUUGGAAAUUCAUGACCACUCACGAUGUUGGACACGGACUGGACUUAUCGCUAGCUAGCUUGGCUUUUGGGACUAGCGAAAGCGCCAAAAACAUGAUCGGCGCUAGCACUGCAAUGUCCUACAACAGUGGUACAGUGGGUCAGGAGCCCAAUUUCAUUGGUGCAAAAGCAUCUCUAAAGCCUUUGCUCAAGGGCUCUAGUGGAGGCGGCAAUUAUUGUUGGAACACUGAACAGCCGGAUGUGAAAAUGGGUCAUGGCAAUACCACGGGCACACUAACUACAAACAGUGUUAUGGAUACCUCUUUGAAUACCGUAAGCUCAGACUAUAACACGACAUGUGGGUUGUCCGGGAACUUGGAAACAUACAAUUCCAUGCAGCUAGAAUUGCAGCUAAAAGAAACUCAAAUAGAAUCCCUGGAGUCAGAAAUCCAGACAUUCAAGCAGCUAUUCAAUCAGGGCUUUUCCCUUAAACAAGAACACGAUGAGCAUGUGCUGUCUGGGCCGCUUGAAAGUUUUCCAACGGAAAUUCCCGCCAGUCUGGAUGCUAUUUUUCACACUCUGUCGCGAACUUUGACCUCUAAGGAAAAGGAGCUUGAAGAAACCAAAUUGAGGCUUGAAAGUCUCAUAACCGCCAUUGCUCUUAACCCGUCGAAUGCUGUCACAAAAAUGGGGAGGUACGAUGAAGAAGCUCUUGCUCAUAAGAUGGUGAAUCGGCUGGAAAUGUUAACGAAAGAAAACAAAGAAAUGGCCCAGAUGUUGGGGUACGGUAGAUCCAAGGAAUUGCAGAUCGAAUUAGAAUUGCUGAAGAAGGAAAAUCAGGAACUGAAACGUAAAAUUCUUUUGCCUGAGCGAAAGGCACUCAAGAGGUGA